GCCUGGAGGGCAAGGACACCCACUCUUUUGUGUGCCUGCAUGCUGCGAGUCUCAGGAGAGCACAGGACUCCCAGAGCCAAGCAUCACGGGACCUGGGAUAAAAUGGCAAGUUGGCAACUUUAAACUGCGUACAGGAAGAAAACCACGUGUGUGCGGUAGCCACUUGCUACAAAAAGUGCUCUACCAGAGUAGAAUGCAUCAGAGAGACGGAAGACACUUGGCUGGGGCAGUGUUAAAGUAAACCCAGCCGCAGUGCCUGAGUGGCAGCCACCCACAGGGAAACCAGCUUGAGACAUGACCAGGCAAAGAAGACUUCAUCUCUCCAGUCAGGGCAUCAGCUUGAUUUUGUUGAUGAACCUGUGGUUGCGGGUGGAGCUGGCUUUGGCGAUCCAGGACCCGGUUAAAAACUGUCUCCAGAGCAGCUCAGUGACAUGUGGCCUUUCGGAUCUAUGCCCCAACAUCCUGAAGCUGACCGGGAAUUGUAAACCUGGGGAGCUGUGUGGUAAUCUUCCGUGUACAAUCUGCACUCCACUGCCGCAGUGCAAGGCCGGGAUGGAGCUGAACAAAUCAGGCACUGAUCACUUCAAAUUCACCUGUGAACCAUGUAAAAAAGGAACUUAUUCUGACACUGUGAACAGCUGUUGCAAGCCUUGGACUAAAUGUGAGAAUUCUGGAUUACGAACAAUCAUACCAGGAAAUUUUACCCAUAAUGUAGAAUGUGGAAUUUCCAGAGAUGUGCCCCUACCUGGGGAGCAAGAUCCCAAGUACACCACCAUCCUGGCAAUACUGGCUGCACUGGGCAUAUUCAUUCUCAUCCUGAUGACCUUCUUCCUCCACCUUUGCUUAUGGACCCUGAAGAAAGAGAAACUCCUCAUAAUCGAAGAGCCUGACCAUGGCAACCUGAUGCCUGCAUGCACCCUGGUCGAAGACUCCUACAGUUGCCAGUUCCCAGAGGAAGAACAUGGAGGCAAAACCGUGGACGGAAAACCCUCCUAUUGCUCCUCUGUGGAGCCACACUGAAGCUGCAAGGUGGUGUGCGAGCUGCUACAAGCAGAGCAGAGCCGGGCUUGUCUUUUUAAACAUAGAAAUGGAAAGGGGGCAAAGGUGCAAUUUUAAACCUAGCGCUGAAAAGUGGGCUUUGGGAACCGACUUUGUGUUAGAAAUUGAGGAAGAACCAGCGCAAGGUGACAUUUCAUGCAGCCAGAGCCCCAGCGGCAUGUUCCCCCUUCUCUGAGUCAAGGGUCUUUUGGAUUCAGUCUGGGACCAGUGUAUCCAGAUCUGAUUAUUUCCCUAGGCAUCACUUGCUCAUGACCCUGAGGUUCCUCCCUUCUCAAGUUACAUUUCCAUGGAGUGUCAGGGUCCCUGUAGGAGGCCUCUGUCCUGGACAUGACAAUAUGUCCCUGGGGAACUUCAUUGUAGUUUUCAUCAUUUGCAUUGCCAGUCUGGCAGAUGUGCCUGCUGGGUUUACAUGAAGUGUGGCUGAAGGGCCAUAUAGAGUGUGCAAUACAGCGCUCGACCAUACUUUCAUUCCUCUCGUGCUGAAUUGCCUUCCAUCUGUAGGUGGAAAGGGGAGUUCCAUCUGACUGUGUGAAGUGCUUUGCUCUCUGUGGUGGAAACAGGAUUUCCUGGAUGCUUGUGUGGAAGGUGCGAAUUUCUUCACAAACCUCCUGUCCCUGUAUCGUUUCCAGUCGGAGACUGGUGCUGCGCGUCAGUGUCUCUGAGCCCCGCUGUGGGGACAAUCAAAGAAAGGCCCUUGCAGAGAGUUGUUCAGCAGAGCAAGAGCUGUGGGUUAGCUAGGGGAAAACACGGGGGCAUCUCACCUCAGAGAAUAUUUGUUUCCAUGGAGGAUUUUCUCCCGUGAAGCCAUUUUUAUUUGAGGGAUAGUCAAUUAAAAACAGAAACUCCCACCUGAGGUCUGGGCAAUCCCAACUGUGAAGCUAUUGCUUUGUAAAUUAUCCUCCCCAGCUUCUGCAGCAACCAGAAGAAGAAUAGGGAAAACCCAACAAAGCCAGGACUUGUAUUCUGGGGCAAAGCCAAGAGAAAAUUGUGCCUCCAAGUUUACCUCUUCAUCUAGUAUAAGUUGGCAAAGUGCAAUGGAUGUGACCAGUGAUUUCUGUGGGGCCACGCUGAUGUACCCCAGCUGAUGCUCUUGCCCCAGAAGUUUUAUGAGAAAUUAUAUUAAGCUAGAACCUCAGAUUUUCACAGGGAACCAACACUGGUAGCAUGAGUGCCCCUCCCCCCCCAUCAUUUAAUUCAAUUUAAAAGGCCAACUCCUAAUCUUUGGGAGUCUCCUCCUCUUUCUACGGAGCUACCUUGAUUUGUGUCAGCUGAAGAUGUGGGUCUCUGGCUAAGACUCGGUGUCAACCAUCAGAUGGCUAUGUAGUUUCCCACUCUGCCUCCACCUCCCCCGUCUGCUUCCAGGAAAGAACAAUAACCUUGGAGCGAAAUCUCUUGAUGACUAAAAGCUCCCUGAACCUGAGCUUCUGAGUCAGACUUCAUAUAAAGAAAAUGCAAAUACCACCUACCUCAAACCAGGAUGUCAGUUUCCUCCUCUGAUGUCUGGGGAGAUAAGGAAGUGACGCUGAUAAGACAAGCACUGGAAAUUUGAAUGCGUGGUAAAGAGAAAUUUCAUUUUUCUUAUUAAAUGAUAAUAACAUUUGUUAUAUUUAGCUGUCCAGACAAGUAAAAAUAAAUGAAUGAAGUCCCAGUGAUGAGGCUUGCUCAACAGAGGACUCUCCUCAGCUGGGAAGUAUUUUCAAAGCAGUUCUAUUUGUCUCUACAGGUUGAACCUCUUUAGGCUGAACCAGAGAAUGUGCUGGACCGUAGGAGGUCAAUAUUGUCUAGCAGC
Pelodiscus sinensis (Chinese soft-shelled turtle) is the source of this 2848-nucleotide messenger RNA. The record is from RefSeq and is a predicted model, not a curated record. Lineage: Eukaryota; Metazoa; Chordata; Testudines; Trionychidae.